CCAGGCCCUGGGCACGCCGACGACAUGCGGCCACAGACACCGUCUACUCAUUAACCCGCCAGCUUCUCCCAGGGGAAAAAAAAAAGAUCCACUCUACUUUUUGUUAAAUUAAGAGGUAGCAACCGCCGCUCAUCUCAGAGCGAGGGGGAAGAAACCAGGCACGGGGAGCCCCUCAACCCCUGCUUCGGGGCAGAAAACCGUCCUUUUGUUGUCCACACACAGAGCAAAGGCGGCACCGAGAGCAUGCACCUAACCCCGAGUUUACACUGCUCCCGGCGCUUCAUGGCGAUACCAGCCCCAAAGGUCUCCCCACGGGUGACACCCACCCUGCUGCAUCAGCCCAGCCUGCACUAGGCUCUUCCCCAAGCCAAAUCCAGAGACCUCGAAGUGAUUGAAACAGACAUUUCCCUGGAGGAACCAAGUGUUUUCUUUGCCUCUGGAUGGCAGAGUCCAGCAAAAACAGUCAUCCUUGCUGAUGCCCACACAUUUUCUCUAGUGAAGGAGCAACUUCUCACAGAGUGCUUGAUGUUUUCCUGUGAGCCGAGAUGGCUGCUGCUUGGAGCCCCAGUGCUGGGUGAUAUUCAGAGGCAGCUGUCAAUAGGGCCUGGGCUGCUUACUCUGGUAGAAGGUAUGUCAUCAGACCGGUUCAGUAUUCAUUGACACCAAAUGAGGACUGGCAUGUCCAGCACUAGAGCUGCAGUCAUCUUCUGGUCCUUAGGUAUCUGUGCUGAGAUUUUGAUUUUGAAGUUCUGCGAUGAAGACCUUGAUAACUAGCUUUGUAUCCUUGGCAAAACAGCAGUUAUUGUACCAAGCUCCUCUGCAGAGAAAGCUCUCCAGCGCUUGCAGAGUGGAUGAGCUGAGAAAGCCCAUGUGUGCUGUGAAAGCAUGUGUGAAAUGGCGAACUUUCCAAGGGCAGAGCUCCAAUUGCUAGGCACAAUUUCUUCACCUUGCCAUAUCUAACAUCUCUAUAACCUCUGUACAUUGCAACAAUCUCUAUAUUUUUUUAAAAAACCCACCUUGCCCCUGAAUGAAAGGCUGUCUGCUCUGCACUUUUCCCUGGGGAACCAAGAGAGAACAAACAGCACAUGGCAGGUGUCAGUCACAUUGACAGCAAGAAGCUUGGAUACAACUUUGGGGCUAUGAUGUAUCGAACAGAAUGAAAAAGAACAGGACUCUGUUCAUGGUCUUCAAGUUAGGAACAAAAUUCAGAUUUACAGUAUUGUGUGAAUAACGUACUACAACAAUUAUAAAUAGAAUAUUGGCAUUAAAAAGGAUGAUUCUUUUAAGUAACUUUAUCCUCUGCAGAAAAAACACGAAUAUACUAAAAAAUAAAAAUCUACAUUUAAAGAAAGUACAAAUGCAAAUUGCUGGACAACAACAACGUUAUGUUAGCUCUUGUAAUGUAACUUCACCCUGGAGCUAGGCUUGUGUAGACAGCCAUGUUACCAAAUGUGCUGCUCAGGUGCUAUUUAAAAGAUCAAUGCAUUCUGCAGGCAGAAAUUACUUCCCCUUGUUGGGCCAAAGUCAUUUGAAGCGGAGGCUUUUUGAAGUAGAACAAAAUCCUGUAUUGCUAGAAGAGAGGAAAAAGUGGAUGCCUGUUUGUUUACACUGAGUUAAUCUGCUCCUGGUUUUAGAUACGUAAGAGUUGUAAAUGAGGAGUUAUGUGUUGUCUAAUUAGAGGUUAGCAAUGAAGGGUUUUCCAGUGUCGGGGAAAAGAACUUUGCAAUGGGAAUAAUCCCAAAGUGACGAUGCAAAUUCCCACCCAGGCUUUGAUGCAGCAAGCUCACUGCUUAUCCCAGCCCGCUCACAGCCUGUAUUUCCAUGCUCUUGAAGAGCCCCAAGACUUCAGUUCACGGCUCAUCAUCCUGAAGGUGACUGCAUCGCUAUCGACAGCACGGCUAGCAUUGCAAGUCAGAGGUUCAGAGAGUUAAUUCAGGUUUAGAGGCAAGGAUACAGCACACGUUUUAGAAAAGUUCAAUUCAUAAUGUUAUAAAUGGAACCAUUACUUUUAUAUAUAUCACUUUUGGAACAUAACACCUGUGAGAAAGGUUCUUUAAUUUCACCUCUAAUGUGGUGUGCCUUGCUUGCUGCUUAAAUCUCUCUCGCACACCUCCCCCCCCAAACGACCUCACCUAUCAGUGCGAAAUUGUUGUUGUGCCUGAUUGCACAAACCAGCCCAGCCUUUUACCUGGGAGAUGUGCCACAAAUAACUUUCAUUAUAUAUAUGGUGUGUUUCUGACGUUACUAUCAGCAAAGGAAAGAUAUAAUGCUUCGACAGUCUUGCUUAGAUGCUGAGGAGGCACUUGACUGUGCAAAGCAACCAUUUAUAUCACAGGACAGCAGAAGUUUGGACCAAAGACAGAUUUGGCAGAUGGCCAGGGAGGCUCCCACCAUGGGGACGGUGGGGUCCACCCCCACCAGACUUUUAUGAGCAUUGCUAAAACCUUUUUAUGUCGUUCUGUCUUAACAGCAACAUGCAGAGAGGCUGUGAUGUGUAAUAGGGAGGUAACGAUGGGGAUCGCCUUAGGCUAGUUUCAAUCCCCCGCUUUUCUCCCAGGCAAAAGCAAUUUAGGUUUAAUAGUAUAUAUAUGAAAAAUAUUAAAACCCUUAUCUGAGUACUUCUUGUGUAGGCAAAGAAAGGAGAAGGACUUUCUGAACUCAUCUGAAGUGCGUUAGUAGGUAAGGGAUUACAUUAACAUACUCUCGAAGGUCACAAAAAGGCAGUUUUCAUUUCAUUUCGCUACAGUUUACCCAUGUGCUAAAUUUCUUUGCGUUUAGCAAAGGCAAGCCCCAGGGUCAUUCUGAACUUUAAUUACAUUAAAAGUAACAUGGUAAGAGGUCCUUUUAUUUUGAUAAUUCACAAUACCAUCUAUUGAAAUUAGCUUUGCAAUUAAUUUGGGAAAUACACAAAGUGACACUUCUAUCCCAGUCUUUUGUGGACAGAGGACAAUUCACUGUCUGCUUAAUAGCUGUAAUAGUCUGAGACCAGAUUUUCCUACAAUAAUUACACUUUCUCUUCAAUUUAUGGAGGUUCAAGCUUCCAGUUGUCUGCUGGGAACACUUCAUUUAUUCAUGAAGCAUCUCAUCCCACUUAAUCAGAAGAAAAGCAAGGAGAUACAGACACUUGUUCAAACAGAAAAGUCUCUGUAGAUCUCUUACUCUUUUUUGUUUAACUAAUACCUAAUGAAGUUAUAGAUUCCUUAUGCAUUUUUGUGCCUGCCCAGGAGCCCUCGGGGGAAUUUUGCAGGUGAUGUGCAAGCUCGAGGAAACAGCAUGUCAGGCCACAGCUACAGCACACAGGGAGCUGGAGGCAUUGCCUUCCCAGAGAAGAAGAAGCAGAGAUGUUAAUUCUCCAGCUCCUGUCAACUGUCAGCUGAGCCAGUGGUCAGAAUGGACUGAUUGCUUUCCUUGCCAAGAGAAAAAACACCGGUACCGGCGGCUGGUGCAGCCGGCAGGGUUUACGGGGUGGCGAUGCCCAGGGCACCUGUGGGAUGAGCAAGCUUGCCAUGCUGGGACAACGUGCACUGGACCCCCCAGCUGUGGGAAGGACUUUCAGUGUGAGGAAACAGGUCGCUGUAUUAAACAGCAUCUUGUGUGCAAUGGAGAGCCAGACUGCAGAGAUGGGUCUGAUGAGGCUAACUGUGAGGAUGAAGAUAUUGAAAGUCCUUGUGAACAUCUAUUUCCAAUCCCAGGGUCUGAAAAAGCAGCCCAAGGAUACAAUAUCCUAACACAGGAAGAGAGACAGUACGUAUAUGAUCCUAAUUUUUUUGGAGGCCACUGUGAGUAUGUCUACAAUGGCGAGUGGCGGGAGCUGAAGUACAACGCUGCAUGUGAACAUCUGUACUACGGAGAUGACGAGAAGUAUUUCCGCAAACCUUACAACUUUCACAUAUAUCAAUUCCUAGCUCAUGCUGAUUCUGGAUUCACUUUUGAGUUUUAUGAUGAUUCAAAGGAUCUGCUUGAUGCCCUUAAAAGUGACAAAUCCAAAACAAAAGGCUUUACCAUUGGAAUUGGGCCUGGAGCUGGAACUGGGCCUGGAGAAUUAGCUUUCCAGUUAGACUUCGGCUUCACUUUAUCAGGUGGCAAAAGAUCCCUGAAGAAUUUCACACAAUAUACUGCAAAGGACAUUGGAUUCAUUAGAGGUGUGACAAAGGUACAGACAGCCCGUUUCAAGAUGAGAAGGGACAACAUAGUUUUGGAUGAAGACAUGCUGCUUUCCCUGCGGGAGCUUCCAGACACCUACAACUAUGGCAUGUAUGCCAAAUUCAUCAAUGACUAUGGCACCCAUUUCAUGACAUCCGGCACUAUGGGAGGUGUCUUUGAGUACAUCCUUGUCAUUAACAAGGAGGAAAUGAGAAGAAAAGACAUCAGUGCCGAAGAGAUAAGUGCCUGCGUUGGCUGGUCAAUUGGCCUUACAGCUAGCGCCAGUAAACUGCAUUGGGAAGCAUCUGUGUCAGCCUCUGAUUGUCCAAAGAAAGGAUUUCUGAAAACUGAUGCUAAGAGCAACAGUGCAGUUGUGGAAGAUAUUAUUCCCCGGAUUAGAGGCGGAGAUACCAGUUACAGCGGAGGACUCUUGAACAGUUGGGAUGGCAAUAUGUAUCGUCACUGGGGAAGGUCAUUAAAAUAUAAUCCUGCUGUUAUUGAUUUUGAGCUGCAGCCCAUCCAUGAAAUUCUCCGCAGAAGCAACCUUGGCGACCUGGAAACAAAAUGGCAAAAUCUGAAACAGGCUUUGGAUGAUUACUUGUUGGAGUUCAACGCCUGCCGCUGUGGACCAUGCCAGAACAAUGGUGAACCUGUUUUGGUGGGAGACACAUGCUUCUGCCAGUGUCGACCAGGUUAUGGAGGCCCCGCCUGUGAGCAGACUAAGCGCCAAGGUGGCGAGAUGAAUGGGGGCUGGAGCUGCUGGUCACACUGGGCUCCCUGCCAGUCAGGCACAGUGCGGCGCAGCCGGCAGUGCAACAACCCAGCCCCGCAGGGCGGUGGGGAGCCCUGCGUGGGGAGGGACCUGCAGAGCAAAGCCUGCUGAAGACCCACGGGAUGGCAUCGCUCCCCACAAGUACAUGGUCAAGAGCGGUUUGGAGUCUGUGCUGGGCUAUAAAUACUCUGGGCAUAAUUCUGCAAUGGAAUUAUGCUGGGGAGAAAUAAUAGUCAAGUUAUGCAUUUCUAUAUGUAUGGAGGCACGCUGGAUUUGCUGUAGAAAACCAGACCAAUUGCUCUGGUUGAGUGAAUGAAUGCCUGGCUGCCCUCUCACCCUCGCACCACAGGAUGUGAUGGGAGCCCCACCAGUUCACAGCAGCACUGCCACAAUACAGGAGAUGGCAGAGAAUCCAGCCGGGUGGCUUCGCUGCUGGGUGACCGUGGGGCUAUGACAUGGCAUGAAAUAAACUUACUAAAAGUGUUUACAUAAGUAAGCCUGACUCACAGGAAUUUUUAUAUUUGCCUUUGGAAAACACAUUAAAGCUCACGAUCCUUGCA
Messenger RNA from Phalacrocorax carbo (great cormorant), 5475 nucleotides. Lineage: Eukaryota; Metazoa; Chordata; Aves; Suliformes; Phalacrocoracidae. The record is from RefSeq and is a predicted model, not a curated record.